AGAGCCCUAACGGCUAUUUCCCAAAGUUUCCCAAAGAAGCUAACCAAAUCAAGAUGAGUGUAUACAUCACAGCCAUUCGACCCAGACACAAGCCAAACGGUCCUAAGAAGUUGUUGAUCUCUCUCUUGCGAUAGAAAAUUUCUUCAGACUCGAAGCUAUCUUCUCUUACCCCUUUUUCAUGGCUACUCCAACACCGCGGCGGACCAAGGUGAUGAAGCAAGGACGGAAGGUUCGAGUGGUGGCGAAGAUAAGAGGUUUUUCGGAUCUGGAGAUUGGGUCUACUACAGCAGCAGCAGUGACGCCGUGGAUUUCGGUUCAUAAGCCCAAGGGAGACGCUUCCGAGAGCGUGACAAUCUCUUUGGCGGACAAAUCGGCAAGUCGUAAAGAGUCCUGGGAAUUGGAUUACUGCUAUGAAGAAAAUGAAGACAAUGAAAUUUUUUUUAAAAGAGAAAUAGAACCCCUGAUUUCUGGCGUUUUUUGUGGGCAUCAUGCAACUGCCAUAGCUUAUGGAGCAAGGGGUAGUGGAAAGACUUAUGUCAUUCAGGGAUCCAAAGAGAAACCUGGUUUAGCAAUGCUUGCAGUGGCUGAACUUUUGUCCAAGGCCGAGGAAAAUGGAACAUCGGUCAUGGUAUCAUAUUAUGAGAUUUUGCAUGACCACGUGUAUGAUCUUCUAGAUCCAAAACAGCCGGAAGUUCCAAUAUUGCUGGAUGCUCAAGGGAAAAUUAAAGGACUGUCUCAGGUUCCAGUGAAAUCCAUUUCAGAAUUUCAAAAAUCAAUUCUUGGCAGGCCUGGUUAUAGUAAACCUCUGCUGAAAAUAGGAGCAGAAUUCUGUCAUCGGAGUCACAAGGGCUUAAUUGUGCAUGUAUCACCCAAUGGUGCAAAGUCAGAUACUCAUUGUAUGGGAAAGAUGAAUUUUGUUGAUUUGGCAGGUUAUGAAGAUAGAAGGAAGAGUAUUGAUAGCUUCAAUAUGGUCGAUAAUAAUAAGAUCAAUAAGGCCAUCUAUGCGUUACAAAAUGUUGUUUAUUCUUUGAAUCACAAUGAAAGCCAUGUGCCUUAUCGAGAGAGUAAACUGACUCACUUGUUACGUGGUUCUUUGGCCGGCACUGGAAGAAUUGUGAUGAUCAAUUGUUUGAAUCCCUCUUUCUGCCAAGAUUCCAUUUUCAUGUUAAGCUUAGCAUCUCGGGCCUGUCAAGGUGUUAGUAGAGCUGUCCCAGAGUCCAUAAAGAAGACCUGUCAAGGUGUUAGUAGAGCUGUCCCAGAGUCCACAAAGAAGACCAAUAAUUUGGCAAGACCAACAAUUCUUUCCUCUCAAAAGAGCCAGUUAUGUGGGAAUGUUUCAGGUAAUACAAAAAAAACCGGCUCUCAAGCUCGCCUUUAUGAGAAGAAAUCACACGGUAUGGUUUCUACCACUAAAGCAAGGAAACUAUUUGAUGAGGCAAGUCAUUUGGCCAAACCUGAAAAGAUGUCUGAAAAGGCAAGUUCCUCCUUGGACAACGUUUCAACUACUGAAGCUUUAAUAAAGGAAGAGGGAAAGUUGCCGGCUGAUGCUCUGGAAAAGUUGUCAGCUGGUGCUCAGAAGGAUGCAGAAUCUGCUCCUACCUGGGAAAAGGAAGCUUUCCAUUUAGCAGCUUCUGGUACACAGGAAAGUAGCACACCACAAAAGGAUUCUUCUGUCCAUGGUGAAAAGGAUUAUGAAGAAGUUACCCCUAUAAUCAUGAAUGGCAAAACUGCACUUGGUUUUGUUGGAGAAGGUCAAAACUUAGAUAAGGAAAACCAGAGUUCACUCAUUAAUGAAGGUGGAUCACCGCCAAUUAGUUCACAAUUACAAGAAUUAUCAUAUAAACUUAAGCAGCUUUAUUAUUCAUCAACUCCGUUAUGCAUAGAGAUGCCUGAAAAGAAUGAUGCCCCAACCUCUCUUGACAUUAUGGAACCAAAAACUCCUGAGCGAAAUGUGAAAGUUGAGGAGAAAUGCGAGGUAGCUGGUCCUUGGGAAAGAUUCAGCACAUGUAGUGCUGGAAUGAAGAAGUCACUUGUCCAAGAAUAUGUUAACUUUCUAAAUUCAGCUAGCAAGGAAGAGUUGAAAAAAUUAAAGGGGAUUGGUGAGAAGAGAGCUACCUAUAUCCUUCAACUCCGUGAAAAUUCACCAGAGCCCUUUAAGAGUGUUGAUGAUUUGAAGGAUAUUGGACUUUCAGCCAAACAGAUCAAAGGGAUGAUGAAAAAGGAAGUUGGAGGUCUUUUCAAUUAGUCAUUGAAAUGUGAUAAAUCUUGUCGAGAGAGAUGAAUUGGUUAUGGCAACACGAAGUUGCCUUAAGAACUUGACUUGCAUUUGUUUGAUAUGAUCGUUUGUUAUCACUUAUCAGUAUCUUCAUUGUGCAGUAAGCUUGUUCUACCCCUCUCUAUAAUAUGUUUACCCGUUUUCUUUCUUA
Tripterygium wilfordii is the source of this 2426-nucleotide messenger RNA. Its product is annotated as kinesin-like protein KIN-10C. The record is from RefSeq and is a predicted model, not a curated record. Gene Ontology annotation, biological process: microtubule-based movement. Gene Ontology annotation, cellular component: microtubule; kinesin complex. The coding region runs from base 179 to 2245 and encodes 688 amino acids. NCBI's taxonomy places the organism in Eukaryota, Viridiplantae, Streptophyta, Magnoliopsida, Celastrales, Celastraceae. The transcript has 17 exons. Gene Ontology annotation, molecular function: ATP hydrolysis activity; ATP binding; microtubule motor activity.